AUGGCCGGGAACACGUUUCCCGACCCUUUUAUUGUCCCGCCAACUUCUGAACAUACGCACACCGCCAUCCUCCUUCACGGCCUUGGGAGCAACGGCGAGACAUUCGGAAGGGAGCUCUUGCGCUCGGGAACCACGUCCAACGGUCGGAGCCUCGCCGACUCGUUUCCCGGCAUGAAGUUCAUCUUUCCCACCGCCCGGAGACGGCGAUCGUCGGCAUUCAAGCGGGCGACCAUCAACCAGUGGUUCGACGUGGCGUCUCUGGACGAUCCCUCCAAGCGCCGAGAUUUACAGAUUGACGGUCUGACCGAGUCCUCGAAUCAUGUCUGGUCAAUCUUGAAACGGGAAGCGGACGCGAUCCUUCCCCACCACGUCGUUCUAGGGGGAUUGAGCCAAGGCUGUGCCAUGGCGGUGUUUGUGUUGCUAAGCUUAGAUUUUCCCAUCGGGGGCUUCGUCGGCCUUAGCGGUUGGCUUCCGUUCCGUUACGACAUUAUGGAGCUAAUCGGCUCCGGAGCUGCGGAUCCCGUGUUUAGCGAGGACAGCGACGAUAGUGGCAAGGGCGAAAGCCCGGCGCCGAUUCAGGCCGUCAACCUCGUGAGGGACAUCUUGUCCAAAGACGACAUCGACACCGAGAACCUAAAUCACGCUCGCGAAAACCUCGGCCUCGCGACCCCGGUGUUUCUCGGGCACGGGGCGGAAGAUCCGAAGAUAAAAUGCAGCCUAGGGAAGGAAGCCGCCGAUACUCUCCAGAUGUUGGGGAUGGAUGUUACGUGGCGUUGUUAUCCGGAGCUUGGCCACUGGUAUAAGAUCCCGGAAGAGAUCGAUGACAUUGUGGAAUAUCUCACGGGGAAACUGACUAUACAAUGA
Messenger RNA from Rhinocladiella mackenziei CBS 650.93, 864 nucleotides. RefSeq lists its product as uncharacterized. Gene Ontology annotation, cellular component: cytoplasm. Gene Ontology annotation, molecular function: carboxylic ester hydrolase activity; palmitoyl-(protein) hydrolase activity. The record is from RefSeq and is a predicted model, not a curated record. Lineage: Eukaryota; Fungi; Ascomycota; Eurotiomycetes; Chaetothyriales; Herpotrichiellaceae. The coding region runs from base 1 to 864 and encodes 287 amino acids. Gene Ontology annotation, biological process: protein depalmitoylation. The transcript has a single exon.